AUGACAACGAACGAACCUUCGUCGGCUUGCCUUGCUCCCGAAAAAAUAUUUUGUGGAUACUCUCCACUGGCAUUAAUAGAUCGUAGGAAGGUUGUUGUCGGUGUAGCAGAUGGUUUUAUUCCGCCGGGAUCCUUUAUAAGGAUUAAGAAG
This is a messenger RNA of Acaulospora morrowiae, 150 nucleotides long. The record is from the annotation of a GenBank genome assembly. Lineage: Eukaryota; Fungi; Glomeromycota; Glomeromycetes; Diversisporales; Acaulosporaceae.